UGGUCCUCCCUCCUGUCUCUUCUGUAAAGAAAAGUGAAAGCACCCAAUGACAAUGACAGCAACAACCCAAACAAGCUGUUUGAUUGAUAAGAGUAGGUUAAGAUAUGGAGCGAAAUUAUAAAAUUUUGCACUGAUAGGAGGCUUUACAGUGGCUUACAGGUUGAUAGAUGACGUCUCCUAACACGAAUGGACAACUAGGUGUAGAGAACGGAAAGGUUUCGUGUGUCGAAGUUCGAAUUGAAGCUUAAAACAAUGGAAGCUGGUAGCAUUACAAAAGUAUUGAAAGAUGUAUUUACUACAAUGGAAGGAGAGCUUAGUCUCUCCAAAGGUGAUAUUUUCCAAGUCAUUAAGCCAAUCGACAAGUAUUGGUGCUACGGAAAUUCCAUUGGUCGAAUUGGAUUAUUUCCCUCGGAUCAGCUAAUUCCUGUUGAAACACCUGAGCUUAAAGACAAUGAAGAACUUUUCCUUGCAAUUGCUGAUUUCUCAGGAGAACAGGAUGGAGAUUUGAGGUUUUAUAAAGGUGAAUUUAUUAUUGGUGAGAAAAAAUUAGAUGAACACUGGUGGUAUGGAAAGAUUAGCCAAAAUCGCACAGGUGUUUUUCCUGACACAUUUACAUGGCUUAUAAAUUCUUCACCUCGAAAGGCUCAGAGAAGCAAAACUGCCAUGAAUGUCAAAGCACGAGUUAAAAUAAGUUUGAAAGCACAACUAGAAGAAGAAAUAGAUCUUUGUGUGGGAGACGUUGUGACUAUUAUUGAGGAAACUGAUAAAGGAUGGUACAGGGGCAUUUGCGGGGAUCGGAGUGGAAUUUUUCCAGCAGCAUAUGUCACAUUAUUAGAGGAGACACCAACAAACCAGGCUGAUUUAGAUGAUUCUAUACCGAAAAGUGUUUUUAGUGACAACUCUGGAAUUCUUCACUGCACCAACACUUUCAACUCAACAUUUAACAAUGAAAAUAAUACAAAGAGUCUCCAGAACUGUUCCAACAAUGUUGAGGUGGAGUCAUUCUCUAAGGAUCUAAUGUCAUUCUCUCCUGAAAAGGAGGCAAGGCCUAUGCAAUCUAAACCAAAUCCUGUAAAUUCAGACGACGAGAUUUUUAAGGAUGACUAUUUUAAACUCAACAUGCCAUCAAUGUGUUCAGAGAGUUACAACCUUGAGGGUCAUUCCCAACGGUCAGAUUUGGCUAUAAGAGGUGGCAGUUCAUCAUAUCUGACUGAGCUUGUAAGUGAACUAGAUGAUGGCAAUAUUCAACCAUAUGGCAUGACUCUCUAUCCCUUUUAUGCUCAGUAUGCUAAUGAGUUGAGUUUUCAUGAGAAUGAAAUUGUUCAUCUUAUCCGCUAUAUUGACGAUGGUUGGCUUGAAGGAGAAAUUGAUGGAAGGAAAGGUAUUUUCCCAGUAAGUUAUGUCAACAUACUAGUAGAUUGUGAUAGAGGCUGGAGAGGCCCUGUGUUGAACCAAAUAGACAACGCUGAUACUCACCAAAGUCUAACGCCUAGAUCAUAUGCCAAAGUAAUUUAUAAUUUCGAUGCUCAAAUGAAUGGAGACUUGUCUGUGAAAGAAGGAGAAACUGUGAUGGUAAUGAAUAUUAUUGAUAAAGACUGGUAUGAAGUGCGGAAUCAGUCUGGGCUUACUGGCCUGUGUCCUUCCAAUCACUUGACAUCACAAAGUGUCUCCCCUCCUGGAACUUUAUUCAGAUCUACUAGCUUUACCUGCACCCUGGAGCCCUUAUUGAGUAUUCAAAAACCAGCACCUAGGACCUUUGAGCCUCACGACUUUUCAGUGGAAUUCAGAAAGAAAGAAAAUAAAGUGGAUGAUUUGAUAACAAGAAACCUCUCUGGAUUAGAUGUUAUACCAUUGAAAAGAAGAUCACCAAUUGAAAAAACAUUCAUUGAUUACAAAGAAGAACUCAACAUUGUCAAGGUUCAAAGUGACAAGAAUGAUGAGGAACUUGAGCAACAUGACUUUUCUAAUAGCAACAAAGAUAGAUCUGAUAUUUUGGAAGAUGUAGACGAUCUUAAACCACCAAACUAUCCUCCACCACCUCCCCCGGCAGAUGCUGUUGAAGUAUCAAAUGGAAUGUUUGAACAGGUUGUCAAAGAUAUAAAACCAUUACCAACAGUACUUCCAAACACACAUAAUGAUCAACCUACUAUCAUUCAAGAAAAUAAAAUGAAGCAUAGAUCUGCUCCUCCCAUACCUCUACCUCCCAAACCAUCAUGUCCUAAACGCCCUCCUCCACCAUCCAGAAGAUCUAGUAUUGAUCGGGCACCACAUAGACCUGCUCCUCCUGUUCCUGUUGCUGGUCAGACGCCUGUGCGGAAGAGCUUGAAAAGAUUGCCAAGACAGACAUCGGCUCCAUGUGUGCUGUCAGAUGAUGUAAAUGAUGUAGACGACAUAAGGGAACUCCUAACAAAGAAAGAAAAGCAGCUACAGGAAAUCCAGAUGGUGCACGAGGAAGUUGAAACAGAAUUAGAAAAAACUGAAGGAAAUGAUCAGCGUGCAGAAGAGUUGCGUCAAUGUGGGGCAAUGUAUGAAAAGAAAAUGCGAAGACUGAAAAUUGAUAUUCAUCAUUUUAAGAGUAAACUGGACAAAACAGAAGCUGAAUCGUCUACCCAUCAGACAUCUUCAGAAUGCACAGAACAGAUGAAAAUCAAAAUGAAGGAACAGAGGCAAAAUGUGAUAUCAGAACUUGUGAUGACCGAGAAAGAAUAUGUUCGAGAUCUGAAGAUGACAUAUGAAGUCUUUAAUUUGCAUAAUCCUACAAUGCUUGAAGAAAGGGGUAUUGAUGUGAAGGCGUUGUUUGGAAAUAUCCUAGAUGUAAUGCAUGUCGCAGAAAAUUUUUUGGACUCUCUUCAAUUUGCUAUGAAAGGCCAAUCUGAUGAAAAUCAGUGCAUUGGACCAGUUUUCCUCAAACAUGCAGAUUUUAUCAAAAAAGUUUACAGUGAAUACUGUGCAAAUCAUGAAAAUGCACUAUGUUUACUUGAUAAAUACAAAACAGUCCCAGGGGCACAAGCAGUUUUUGACAAAGCAAUGGAAACUCUAAGAUACCAGGUUACAUGUUUUAACGUAGGAUCUGUCCUCAUUAAACCAGUUCAGAGGCUUUUAAAGUAUCCACUGAUUCUUAAUGAACUCAUCAAAUGUACAGAAGACCGUCAUAAAGAUAAACAUGAUUUGUUGAAAGCAGUCAAAGUUUUCACCAAUAUGGCAUCUGAUAUAAACGAAUAUAAGCGUAGAAAAGAUAUUGUGUCUAAAUAUUUAGGUGAUGGUACUUCUACUCUAGCGAGAAAGAUGGCUAAAUUAAACCUUCACUCAGUUGCUAAGAAGUCAUCUCGCCUAAGUGCAAAAUUAUCUUCGACUCUUGGCUUAAGCUUAGCUCCAAAAGAUGAAUUGUUCUUGGAGCAAGAGCGUUCAUUUCAUGCUCUUGAGAGGACAUUACGCCUUUUAGUACGUAAUCUUGAUGUUCAACUAAAUUAUCUGAAUGAAGAAGUCACAGCUUUAUUUCAUUUGGGAGAAGUUUUGGCCACAUUUUAUAUGGAGCGUUCUAGUGAUCAAGAUGUAGAUGAAUUCAGAACUACGCAGCGACUCAUUUUAAGCCAAUAUUGGGAUGAAUUUAAAAUUGUUGUUGAAAGAAGAGUGACUGCUCCUCUUAUGACUUUAAUUGAACUUUUCCAAGGUCCAUCCAAGUUAAUUGAAAAAAGAAAUGAUAAGCUUCUGGAUUAUGAUAAUUGUUUAGCAAAAGCUGAUAAAAAUAAAGAAAACAGACAACUGCAGGAGGAAUUACAAAAAAGCAAAAAUAAUUAUGAAGCUCUAAAUCAACAGCUUUUAGAAGAUUUACCGGUGCUGAUUAAGUCAAGCACUGAGAUUCUAGUUGAAUGUUUGUCUUCACUGCUUGGAUCUCAAAAACUGUUUUCAGGGAAAAUAACAAAGCAGUAUUUACAUCUGAUGGAGAUUCCCUCACUAUCUUUAGCCACAGGAGAUGCUGUAGAAUCUUUUGCAGUAAAACACUUCCUUGUGUGUAAUCAACUUGGACGCUUGAGUUUUUCAUCAAAAGCUUUUAAGGAAACAGGAGGAAACAGCAGGAAAUCUCUUAAAACUUCUCCUAAUUUGAACCGGCAGCUUGGGACUGAUGGUCAAAAGUUGGAGCAAAGUGCAAGUCAAAGAGCUUAUCUGCAAAGCAGAUAUGCCUCCAGUAAAUUAUUUAGUACCAUCGAAGAUCAUGUGGCUGCUGAUCCACUAGACCUUGCUCUCAGUAAAGGCCAUUUGGUGGGAGUUAUCAAGAUGCAAGACCCAAUGGGGAGCUCCCUGCGUUGGUUUGUGGAUAAUGGAGUGGCUCAGGGAUUUGUUCGGAAAGAGUGUCUUGAAGCAAUUUCGUCCAGACUCUCGCUUUCUCCAUCAUCAAGCAUCAAUUCAAGCAUAAGUUCUUGUGCUUCUUCGUCCCCAAAUAAGCUUCGGCCUGACUCAGCACUGAGCAAUAGGUCAUUGGAUCAUAGCCCACGUCAGUCACUAAGCCCACCUAAACCUAAGGGAAAAUCACCUACACCAACCAGCAACUUGCCGCCAUCUUAUGAAGAAGUGACAAACACAGCAUGCAACCGAGCAUUGUAUGAAGAAGUACCUUUUGAGUCAGAUGAUCACUAUGGACCUGUUUUAAAUGCCUCUGGUGAAAACAAUAUUUAUGAAAAUAUUCAAAUGCUAGAUGAAGUUGAGAAUCAAGAAGAAGAUUCCACAUGUGAUGUAGAUCAGUUCUACUAUGCUCUGUAUGACUUUGAAGGUAUGGGUCCUCAGACCUUAGCUCUCAAGGAGGGACAAGUUGUCAACAUUUUACAAAAGCAGGACGUGAAAGGGAACAAGGAAUGGUGGCAUGCUGAGGAUAGGUAUGGAAGGAAAGGGUACGUUCCUGCAAGUUAUCUUAGCCCCUACACAGACUCUUAAGAAUGAUUUGGCUUAGGCUACUGUUUUGUUCACUUUGCCUGUCUAGUUCUUAUUUAUUCUUCUAAUAUCCUACAUUUCGUGUAAGUCUUCCAUUGUUAGUACCUAUUUUGCCUUCCAGAACUUCCCACUAAUCCUGAGCUAGAAAGCCACUGACAGCAUUUCUGAAGUCCUGUUGCAAAACGCACAUUUUCAUCUCAUGCUGGAGCUUUUUCUUCUCCCCUUUUUUUGUAUCUUUGAAAUUUAUUAAUUUAAAGCAAAGAUCCAUGCCACCCAUGUAAAUUUAAUCAUUAUUUUUGAUUUGGUUUGAACCUUGACUGAAUUUUUCAUUGUUUGUUUGAAGUUAACUUAAACUUAAUUACUAUAUUCUAUUCUUCUCCAGGAUUAGAUUGCAUUUUGUACUUGAUUCCUGUUGAAAUGACUGAACAGUUAUAUUUUGUAUUAGAGAUGUAUGCAUCUUUCUGAACUAAGAAUGAACUAGAACUCUCGUGCAGGUACUUAUGAAUAAUCUUUUGUCGAAGUACGUGUCUUAUUACAUGUUUUUCCGUUGGAUGUCGAGAGUCCCUUUCGUUUGUAUGCCAGUGAAACGGAGGUUGCUUACUGAUAUUAUUUAUAAAAUAUACUUAUUGGUAGCACAUAUAAGUUUGUAACAGUAUAUAACAUUGUACGGUACACCUGCCAUUUAUAUUAGUCACUGAAUUACUGUCUAUCAACUUUUAGUUUUUAUCAAUCAAGUGUCUAAUGUGUUAUAGGUAAUUAUUUUUGAACUUUAUUGAAAAUGAAAUCUUACUAUGGAGUUAUCUUAUAGUUCUUUGUUUUAUGCGCCAGACGCCAAAGUAUCUUAACUUGUUUUGGUGUGUUCUAGUCUCUGAAAAUGAAAUCAAAAUGUGCUGCUAUUUCAGGUCAUUGGAGUAAGAUUAUGAAUAUUGGCUCAUUGUUGCCAUAAAAUGUCAAUGGGAUCUUACUUUGUAAAUAGUAAGAUCAUAUAUAUUUUUUGAUAUAUGUAGUUUUAUUUGUUGGGUAUUUGUUGGGCUCCAUUAUUUUCAAAUGCAAUUUUGUAGCAUGCCUCGUAUUGUGAAAAUUGGUUGUUGUAAGAGCAUUGUUGUUUGUUUCUGCUCUGUGUUGUUGAAUUUUGUUAUUUAUAAUUGUCUGGAGUGAUUUUAAGGCUUAAAGUCUCAAAAAAAUCCUAAAUUCAGUAAGGCACAUAUUAGUACCUCUUUGGUCAACGGUGACUUAUUUUUGUACAGGUCUUAACGUUGUGAAAAAGAACAUUAUCGGAGUUUGUUUCCUAUAUACACAUGCUUAGAGCACCAGCUUUUUAUGCUUAUAAACUCAAUGAUGAAUAUGUUUAAAUUAAAUGUAUUGUCACAUAGAAUAAACAAAAAAAAUACUCCUGUA
Frankliniella occidentalis (western flower thrips) is the source of this 6324-nucleotide messenger RNA. RefSeq names its product dynamin-binding protein. NCBI's taxonomy places the organism in Eukaryota, Metazoa, Arthropoda, Insecta, Thysanoptera, Thripidae. Gene Ontology annotation, molecular function: protein binding; guanyl-nucleotide exchange factor activity. The record is from RefSeq and is a predicted model, not a curated record. The coding region runs from base 253 to 4929 and encodes 1558 amino acids. The transcript has 15 exons. Gene Ontology annotation, cellular component: cytoplasm.